Messenger RNA from Amyelois transitella, 2405 nucleotides. RefSeq names its product serine hydrolase-like protein. The record is from RefSeq and is a predicted model, not a curated record. The coding region runs from base 256 to 1179 and encodes 307 amino acids. The transcript is spliced from 7 exons. NCBI's taxonomy places the organism in Eukaryota, Metazoa, Arthropoda, Insecta, Lepidoptera, Pyralidae.
UUGACAUUGACGUAUAUAACUUGAAAAACUUUAUCAAUUUCGUUUUCAUUUCUUCGUAAAAAUUGAUAAUUUAAAGUGUAAAUAAUGAUUCAGUAAUUACAAAUAAUUCACGCUGGUUAUUAGUGACGCAGUAAACAAAUUCACCCUGAAUCUGAAGCGUUGACUUAAAGCUAAAUAGAAAGACAAGUCAAAAGCGGCAAGACCGAAGUUUAAAGUUUACUUUUAAGAUUUACAUUUUAAUUAAAACCUAUUAAAAUGAGUAUAUCUGAAAAAGAAUGGUUUAUCGAAGCACCAUGGGGCAGGUUAUGUGUGGUAGCGUGGGGGGACUGCAUGAACCCUCCAGUUCUCCUCGUCCACGGCUCCAGAGACACGGCAGCUACCUUCAGACCACUAGUGGCAAUGUUGCCCGAUAAAUUCUACUAUAUAGCAAUAGAACUGCCAGGUAAUGGCAAAUCGGACAGUUAUCCGCCCGGCAUGAUGAUCAGCGUUUACGACCUCGUGUACGUCGUCACGUUGGUCGUGAGACAUUUCCGUUGGGACAGAUUCACGUUCGUGGGACACUCGCUCGGGACGCUCAUUGGUAAACUAUACGAUUUAUCGUACCGCGGUUCAAUAGCCAAGGUGGUGGAGCUGGAUCCUGUCACUAAACACAUAACAGUGCCACCCAGCAAGUUUGCUGAAUGGUACCACAGAUCGUUUACGGCUUUUUACGAGCAGUACGAGAAAUUGAAUUCGCCUAAAGAAAAGGCACCUUCUUAUACCAGGCGGCAGGCGAUAGACUCGAUUAAAGAGAACAGAGGUCUCACCGAAAAGACUGCAGCCGAUACAGUAGACAGAAUGACUGAACCAGCCGGGCGGGGUAGAGUCAGAUUCACCUCCGACCGCCGAUACAAAUACAUCGCGGCCGUUCCAUUCUCUCCCGAACAUUUGAAACGGGUAUUUACCAGUAUCACUACGCCCACAUUGAGCAUAAUGGCGGAAAAUUCAAUCAAAAAAGGCUUAUAUAGGAACGCGGAGUUUUUACUAGACGAGGGUAGUUUUAAAGCGAACAAUUAUAGGGUCAGAAGAGUGGAGGGGGGUCACGAUGUGCAUUUUGUUAAUCCGGAGAGAGUCGCCGGUUUUGUGACACAGUUUUUGCUGUACGGAUUAGAGGGGGUUGAGAGUAAGGCUAAAUUGUGAAUGUUUUAAUUGUAGGAUAUAUAUAUGCAGGGUGACUUUUAAUUCAACUGCAUAAAUUUAACUGUUAAGUGUACUCAUCUAAAGGAUAUUUAAAAACGUUAAAAGAAAAAUAUCGGUCCAUAUUUCAGAAAGUACGAAAAAAAAUAAAAGUAUCAAAAUCCACGAUUCUAAAUACGUAAUAUCACCCCGGCCGGCGGAAUAGCGACGCGUAAGAUUCAGAGGUCAACGACACAAUUCAUUCAGCUGAGCAAUCUCGACAACUCUGUACUUUACUUGAUCUUGAUACUAGAAAAAUAAUUUAUUUUUCAGACAUUUAUUUACAUGUUUAGUUUUAAUUUCUUUUUGUAGUAUUGGUCUUUAAUAAAGCGUGUGUGUGCGUAGUUUCUGAGGGUUUUUAAAUUUCAAAAUGAUGUCUUUUAAUUUAAAUAAAAAAUAUCUCAAACGGCUCAGAAGCAUGGGUAUAGUCUAUGUUUAAAAGGAUGCGGAUGUUUUAAAUGUCACCCUGUAUAAAUAUGUAUAUUGUGGAUUAAAUGAAGUUUGAGCGACCCAACGAUGUUUAUUUGUUUGUAAUAUCUUUAUUGCAUAGAAAUUUACACUAUGAGAAGAACAUACUUAUAAAAGAUACAAAUCACUUGCAAUAGCGGACUUAUCCCAUGAAGGCAUCUCUUCCAGCCAUCGGCAAACAAUAAAGGAACUAGAUAAUUCAGUAAAAAGUAGUAAUACCUAUCCACUAAAUAUAUAUGUAUAAACUUAUUAAUAAAUAAACAUACAUAAACUAUUAACUGAUGUUAUUAUAUGUUAUUAAUGCCUCUCCGUCUAUCUGUCACGGAUAUACAUUGGAUCGAUUUUUAUGAAAUUUUAUGUCGAUAAAGAUUAGCUAAUUUCCCGAUUACAAACAUAAAAAAUGCAAUUUAAAAUUAAAAAUUUUAUUAGUGAAGACCUGUAAUUGGCUCUUAAAUGUAUAAUUGAAAAUCUAAUGAUUGUAUAACUUGCUGUUGGUCAUCCAAAUAUAUAAAAUAAAAAUAAAAUAAUUUUUUUUUUUUUUAAUUCCACAUGAGCGAACUUCGGACAUAACAUAAGACGUCUGUAUCCCCCGCGGGGUAGACAGAACCAACAGUCGUUAGAAGACAGAAAUGUACUGACUGAACGAACUUCGGACCUAGGCUAGAUUUAUUUAAAAAAAAAACCAUUUAAAUUAAUUAAUAUCCCCGACCAAAAGAAGUUUC